GCAGAUUUAAGUGGAACUAGUGUAAAGAGUCUUCUGGGGAAGUUGCUGUCUUGGCAAGAUCAUGAUCUUAAAGUGGUAAUUAAGUUUCCUGGUGUCCCGUCCCUCGUGUCAUUUUUGUGCAGGAGCUGUGUGUCCUGCCUUGUCCCAGUGCAGGCGACAGUCGUUACAGCUCCUGAGCAGGCAGAAGUUUUUCUCCCUUUCUAGGGAGAUGAAGUUUUGGCAGGCUGUACAAGGAAAAGAUUGGCUCACUGAGGCAGUUCUGGAGGAAACCAGAGUCCAGGGGAGCCAAGGGAAAUGAGGGAGACUAAUUUAACAAUGGGACAGUAAAUUUUCCAGGAAGGGCGAGAGGAAGAAAUCAAAAGUGAAACUAAUAGUGCCAAAAGGGGUGGACCUUCAAGUUGCUGAUUGAGAGGAGAAGCCAUUAUCAGUCCGUCAUAGUGCAUAUCACGGCACGGUGGCUCUUUCAGACUGCAACUGAAGUCUUGGUUCAGAUCCAAAUCCUGAUGUGAAAUGAGCACAGACUUCCGCAAACUGCUUUUUGAAGUUUCUGAGGCUUUGGUGACAGAGGAACUGUCAGCUCUUAAAUUCCUUAGCCUGGACCAUGUCCCCAGGAGGAAGCUGGAAGCCAUCCAUGAACCCAAGGCCUUCUUUGAAGUGCUGCAGGAGAAAGACAUGAUCAGGGCAGGGAACCUGUUCUUCCUGAAGGAGCUGCUCUACCGGAUCCAUCGGAUCGACCUCCUGACUGCCCACCUGGGCUCCAGCCGGGAGGAGAUGGACAGGGAGCUGCGGAUCCCGGGCAGGGCACAGGUGUCAGCUUACAGGCAACUGCUGUAUGGAAUUGCAGAGGACUUGACUUCAGAAGAUGUCAGAAGUGUGAAGUUCCUGCUCCAAAAACAACUACCAAAGAACAAGCUCCAGGAAAAUGCUUCAAUGUUGCAGGUCUUUCUGGAAAUGGAAAGAAAUGGGAUAAUUAAAGAAGAUAACUUGACGAUGCUGAAAGAUAUGUUACAGAGAUUUAGAGUUGACAUAAAGAAAAAAAUUGAUGCCUAUGAAGGAAAAAAAAGAGAAAAUUAUUCUAGGGAAGAAGUCUGCCAUCCUGUGUCUGUGUCUGUGUAUCCAGAGGAAAAAGGAGCAGAGGGGGAGGCAGCAAAACUGCAUGGGAAAAUAUAUAAGAUGAAAAAUAACCCCCACGGUUACUGCUUAAUUCUUAACAACCACAUUUUUAAAAAUCCAUGUUACAAUAGAGAGGGAACAUUGCAAGAUGGAGAGGCUGUGAAGAGGGUCUUUAAGUGGCUUCAGUUUGAGACAGUUGAGUACAUGGAUCUAGAAGGAAAAGAAAUACGUGACACAGUUAAAGAAUACAGCAAGAAAGAUCAUAGAUAUAUGGACUGUUUUGUUUGCUUCAUUUUCUCCCAUGGUGAAAAAGACAAAAUAAAAGGUGUUGAUGAUGAGUGUGUAAAUAUUGACGACUUAGUCUCCUACUUCACUGGAACUAAUUGUCCUUCUCUUGCUGGCAAACCCAAGGUGUUUAUUAUCCAGGCUUGCCAAGGCUCUGGACAUCAUCCAUCUGUUGCAGUAGAAUCAGACUCUUCUGGACAUCUUGAGGUGGAUGCUAGUCCUUUGACUUCCAUUCCUGAUAAGGCUGAUAUUCUGAUUGGCAUGGCUACAGUGGAGGACUACAAGUGCUACCGCAGUCCUAAGACUGGCAGUGUUUACAUUCAAUCCCUCUGUGAGAAGAUGGAGCUGCUUUGCCCACUGCGCACGGAUCUCACAGCCAUCCUGACAGAAGUGAACAAUGAAGUGGCAAGAAGAGACUUAAAAGGAUUUAAGCAAAUGCCAAAGAUAACAUCAACACUACUGAAGCGAUUGAUCUUUGAAGUUCCACAAUGAAAAGCAGACAAGUAAGAAUACACUUGGUUAGGAAUGACAUCUGGGCUUUGACAGGGAAGAGAAUUUACAUGAGAAGUUCCCUGGAUCUAUGUGUUAGCCCUAGCCCUUUAAGGAGGCAGAGGACCUAAAUUUUCCAACUUCCAUAUUGAAUCAGUCUUCCAAUACCUGGAUCUGUAAUGGUUGGUAAGGAUGUGGAAAACUACAAAUCAUCAAGCUUUCUGUCCUGAAGAAGCAAUUGAGUAUGUUCAAUCUGGGUUUCAAGUGAGAAAGGACUUUCAAGUAGUAUUGUAAAAGUUAUUGGAAUUGUCAAUGAAGUCCCAUUUGUGUCUGAGUUAAGUCCCUAAAAUCUGCAAAAAAAUAACAGCUUCAGAAAGCUGGAUGCAUUCCCAAGCAGCACGUGUAAGGUUGUAACUGCCUUAUCCAGAGGUGAAUCAUUGUCUGUCUUUGGAAGCAAUAAAUGUUCAUGGAAAAUAACAUCCUGCUCCAGAAGGACCAAACCCCAUAAUUAUAUUAGUUUGGUUCUUUUCUUCUAAAUAUUUGGUUUGGUUUUUGUCAAUCAUCUGCUUGGAUAAGCAGCCCAGCUGUGUAAGUUUUUCAAUAAUAAAGGUUCUCACUUUGAUAUUUCUCAGAGCUCUCAGGGCAUGGUGUGUCCUUGAAUGAAUGUGGAAUACUGGAAAAAAGUUCUGUCUUGAAUGAAUGUAGAAUACUGGAAAGAAUUUCUGUAAUCAUGUUUCUGUUAGAAUAAAUUAUCUCGGUUUUUAUAUCA
Serinus canaria (Common canary) is the source of this 2656-nucleotide messenger RNA. Its product is annotated as caspase-8. Gene Ontology annotation, molecular function: cysteine-type endopeptidase activity; protein binding. NCBI's taxonomy places the organism in Eukaryota, Metazoa, Chordata, Aves, Passeriformes, Fringillidae. The record is from RefSeq and is a predicted model, not a curated record. Gene Ontology annotation, biological process: proteolysis; apoptotic process; negative regulation of extrinsic apoptotic signaling pathway via death domain receptors. Bases 511 to 1890 code for a protein of 459 amino acids. The transcript has 8 exons.